Molecule: messenger RNA, 4264 nt
Organism: Xiphias gladius (swordfish)
Lineage: Eukaryota; Metazoa; Chordata; Actinopteri; Istiophoriformes; Xiphiidae
Gene: ntn1b
Product: netrin 1b
Exons: 7
Coding region: 250-2052 (600 amino acids)
Molecular function (GO): protein binding
Source: RefSeq, a predicted model, not a curated record
GGACAGGCAGAGGCAGAAGCAGACUCAGAGCCAGCUGGGCAUUUGCCAUAUCUCAUUUUUAUUUAGGAAUUUCAUAGAACGGGGGAAAAGCUGAAGUAUUCUAGCAGUAGUGUUUUUUUUGUGCGUAAACGGGAUAGGUUAUUCAAAUUCUUAGGAGUUCUGCUACACUUUCAGACUGAGGAGUUUAUUUGGAAGUAGUGUCCUGGGUGGAGUUUUCUUUGCCUCCGCAAGAGUCCCGCAAGGAUUAUAAUGCGAAGGAUUUUGGAGGUUUGGGUCACCUUGGUGACAGUUUCUGCGCUGACCAAGGGGGUCUUUGCAGGAUACGGGCUGAGCAUGUUUGCUGCGCAGUCUUCCCCUCCAGACCCGUGCUAUGAUGAGAACGGGAACCCGCGGAGAUGCAUCCCCGAUUUCGUCAACUCCGCUUUUGGGAAGGACGUUCGCGUAUCCAGCACCUGCGGCAGCCCGGCCGCCAGGUACUGUGUGGUGACCGAGAAGGGAGAGGAGAGGACGAGGGACUGUCACACGUGCGACGCCGGGGAUCCCAAGAAGUCCCGUCCUCCUGCGUAUUUAACAGACCUCAACAACCCUCACAACCUCACCUGCUGGCAGUCUGAAAACUACGUGCAGUAUCCGCAAAACGUCACCCUCACCCUGUCACUGGGUAAAAAGUUUGAGGUCACCUAUGUGAGCCUGCAGUUCUGCUCACCUAGACCCGAGUCCAUUGCCAUCUACAAGUCUAUGGACUAUGGCAAAUCAUGGGUGCCGUUUCAGUUUUAUUCCACUCAGUGCAAGAAAAUGUACAACAGGCAGAAUAAGGCAACAAUUACCAAGCAGAACGAGCAAGAGGCCAUCUGCACGGACUCCCACACAGACAUGCACCCUCUGACAGGUGGACUCAUCGCCUUCAGCACUCUGGACGGCAGACCGUCGGCGCACGACUUCGACAACUCCCCGGUGCUACAGGACUGGGUGACGGCCACCGACAUAAAGGUGAUCUUCAGCCGGCUUCACACUUUCGGAGACGAGAACGAGGACGACUCGGAGCUGGCCCGCGACUCUUACUUUUACGCCGUGUCGGACCUGCAGGUCGGAGGUCGGUGCAAGUGCAACGGACACGCUUCAAAGUGCGUUAAGGACAGAGAAGGGAAUCUGGUUUGUGAGUGCAAACACAACACGGCGGGACCCGAGUGCGACAGGUGCAAACCUUUCCACUAUGACCGACCCUGGCAGCGAGCCACGGCCAGAGAAGCCAAUGAGUGUAUAGCCUGCCACUGUAACCUGCAUGCCCGUCGCUGUCGGUUCAACAUGGAGCUGUACAAGCUGUCAGGACGGAGGAGUGGCGGGGUCUGUCUUAACUGCCGUCACAACACAGCGGGACGCCAUUGUCACUACUGCAAGGAGGGUUACUACAGGGACAUGACCAAGUCCAUCUCUCACCGGAGAGCUUGCAAAGCAUGUGAUUGCCACCCAGUUGGAGCAGCAGGGAAGACGUGUAACCAGACAACAGGCCAAUGCCCCUGCAAGGACGGAGUGACAGGAAUCACGUGUAACCGCUGUGCCAAGGGCUAUCAGCAGAGCCGCUCUCCCAUCGCUCCCUGCAUCAAGAUCCCAGCUGCAUCUCCUACAACAACUUACAGCAGCUAUGAGGAGCCGUCAGAUUGUGAAUCUCACUGUAAAGCUUCCAAGGGAAAGAUGAAGAUCACCAUGAAGAAGUACUGUAAAAAAGACUACGCUGUCCAAGUGCAUGUUCUAAAAGGAGACAAAGCAGGGGAGUGGUGGAAGUUCACUGUCAACAUAAUUUCUGUCUACAAACAAGGUGAGCACCGCAUCCGCCGUGGGGACCAGCUGCUGUGGGUACGCGCAAAGGAUGUGGCCUGCAAAUGCCCAAAAAUCAAGCCUGGGAGAAAGUACCUGCUCCUGGGCACAGAUGACGAUUCUCCUGGGCAGAGUGGCGUGGUGGCAGACAAGGGAAGUCUGCUCAUCCCUUGGAAGGACCUGUGGGGCCGUCGGCUGAGGAAGUUCCAACAGCGCGACAAGAGAGGAAAGUGCUAAAAGUAGCUGGAGAGGAGAGAAAGAGAGAGAUUGAGGGAGAGGUGGAAGGAAAAUAAUGCCUUUACUGAGAUGAAUGCAAGGAAGAGGAGAGGAUGGAUCAAUAAAAAAAACUGGAAGAAUAAAAGAUAGAGAGACAAAGGUGAAAAGUAGGAGAGAUGGGGGAAUGACUGAGUGCUGCUGCUCUGAGUUGGAGCGAAGAGAUUAGUGUUUUUUAGGAACUCUUGUGAAGGAGCUCAUUCUCCAGUUGUUCUAUCUCUAUUUGUCUUUCAAGGUUUGUUUUGUCAUGUAAUUGCAGAGUUUGCACCUACUGUUACAGAUAUGUCACAUCCUGACUAUUUUACCUAUGAUGCUGUUGUUUUUUAAAGUCCCUUGUUCAGUUGUUUUAAAGAGCAAUGCAUCUACUGUAUCACCCUUUCGUGUCCUCAGAGGAUCUAUUUCCACUGUUCUGUGUCCAGUUAAAAGAAGAGUUACUGCAUGGCACUGCAGAACUCCACUCAUGUAUGAUAAGUUGCGCUUACAACCUGCCAAAUUCUGAUAUUGUUUGUAACUGUGGUUAGAGUGCCAUUUUGCCUGAGAGCUGCUUGCUCAUAUGUGAGUCUUACCACAGUGUUGUGGGAACAAAAUACCAUAAUGAUCCUCUCCUCAGUCUGUAUAAUGAUCUCAUUACAUGCAAGUCUUUGUUCAGCGCUUCUCGAUAUAUCAACAGCAUGUUGUGGCUGUGACCUCUGCAAUGUAAAGUAACCAUACGUGCAUACAUACAUUAUUAUAACUAGAUGUAGAGUUAGAGAUGUCAACCAUGCACUUAUUUUUACUAGUCAGAUGUUUUAGAACAUAGGAGAUAUGUUCACAAUUAUUUUUUAGAGUGGCAUCCAAAAAGAAACGAAUCCCAUACUGUACCAUAUUAUGCAAAAAGGCUGUAUAGUUCAAAUCCUGCUUGCCUCAAUAAUGACUGUCCUGUAUGGGCUGAUGUAUCUGAUUAACAGUAACAGCUCUGUUCAAAUGUCACACAACUACAAAUAACUCAGAAUUUAGUGUUUAUUCUCCAGUAAAGGACUAAAUGUAAGUUGGAUGUCCUAAAAAUUUGCAAGUGACAGCACUGAUGAAUUCUCACUUCAUUAAAAGAAGAAAAAGAGAAUAUCGACCCCUCAAGCAAUCCUCGUACCACUGACAUACUGCAUGCUCACUAUUUACUGUAGCUGACUGAUAACUGAUAAAAAUUGAUUGUGAAUUAUUUACACAUUUAAUUUGUAAACUUAUUCAGUGUUGUGGGAAAAUAACCUGUGGAGUGAUAAAAUAUCACAGAUGUUUAUUGUGUAGUGUGUUCAGCACGCUGUCUGUCAAAUGUUCGUCACCUCAAAGCAACUUUUUGAGGACUGGAUUCCAUUAUUAAGACUUGGUACUUGACAAAAAGGCAUGACCAAUUGUCUACAUUUUAUAAAGCUGUAUAGUAUUACUUUUUUGUUUUUUCUUUUGUUAAAAAUUAACUAGAUCUAUCUCUAUGUUAACCUAACCAGUUUUAAAUACUAGAGGCUUAAUAAAUGGAAAGACAAAUAAAUGUAUGUCAGACAAAUUUUAAAUUUCAUGUUUACCUGAAUAUGUGCACCAGGAGGAUCACACACUCUCUCACACCUUGGGAGACUUUGAGUGAGUUUGACAUACACAAAAACAUACAGCACACUAACACACCUAAUAGAGACAUGUACACAAACAUUCACACAGAUACACCGGUACACCUUAGUACUCUGUGCAUCAUACUGUAUGUAUUUGAAAUUUACAACGUGUUAAUAAAGUCUCUCUCAACACAUCUGUACCGACAAAUUUCAACUUGUUUUGCAGGCGUUUGCAAAAAGGUACACCCUAAUAGACUUCUGCUCUCCAUCAAUAUUAUGUCUGAAUAAUUAUCUGCCCAUGUUUAUACAUAGGCCUGUAAAUGUUGUUUAGCAGUAUCCAUUGCAAAUGGUUGUGUAAUGUCCUGUAAUACUAAUAUAUUAUGUUUAUCACAAAUGAAUAUAUUUAAUGACACAUGAAACAAUGUGGCUUAUGUGGUUUUUAUUUUUGACCUUUUAUUUUUUACUUUUUGCAUUGAAUUGUAGAUGGCUGUAAUGAAAAGUAUUGAUAAGUGUUUGGCUAUUGAACAGCCUGAUAGAAUUGAAAAUUAAUUCAUCUGAAAUAAACUGUGUAUAAACAAAAUGAAGAUGAUCCCAAUUGAAAU